Molecule: messenger RNA, 2152 nt
Organism: Ictidomys tridecemlineatus (thirteen-lined ground squirrel)
Lineage: Eukaryota; Metazoa; Chordata; Mammalia; Rodentia; Sciuridae
Source: RefSeq, a predicted model, not a curated record
GGUCUGGGAACGAAUUGGUUUGGAUAUUACGUGUGUUAAUCUUCAGUCCUCUGAAAGUUUGGGGAUCAGAGGAGGAAGUUAAGAGUUUGAUCAGUGUCUUAAAAAGAGGCAGUUAUGCCACCAUUGUCAAGGCGUGAAAGAAGUGUAGGAAAUGUGAUCUGCAGCUAAGGAGCAUCAGUUUACUGACACUCCUCGCCCUAUGCCCCAUGCUCCGUGCCCCAUGCCCGAACACUUCUUUGAUGAACUUAAUAUAGUUUGUGCCUUGUCACCAAACUCAGAGCUCCCUGUCAACCUCGAAUUUCUGAGCCCCACUUCUUUCCAAAGGACUUAAUUGAAAUAGAGGGAAAAAAAUGUUAGAACCCCAAGAGAAUGGCUUAGUUGACCUGCCAGAUUAUGAACAUGUAGAAGAUGAAACUUUUCCUCCUUUCCCACCUCCAGCAUCUCCGCAGAGAGAUGGUGAAGGACCUGAACCUGAUGAAGGGUCAGGGACCAGAGCACCUGUUCCUGUACCUGUAAAGAGAACAGUUAAAAGGAAUAUUCCCAAGUUGGAUGCUCAGAGAUUAAUUUCAGAGAGAGGACUUCCUGCCUUAAGGCAUGUGUUUGAUAAGACAAAAUUCAAAGGGAAAGGUCAUGAGGCUGAAGACUUGAAGACACUAAUCAGAAACAUGGAGCACUGGGCACAUAGGCUAUUCCCCAAACUGCAAUUUGAGGAUUUUAUUGACAGAGUUGAAUAUCUGGGAAAUAAAAAGGAAGUGCAGACCUGUUUAAAACGAAUUCGACUUGAUCUCCCUAUUUUACAUGAAGAUUUUGUUAGCAAUGAUGAUGAAGUGGGGGAAAGCAAAGGCCUUGAUGUAACUGCUGCCGAGUUAGAUCCCUUUUUGACAGACUCAUCUGAAAGUGAGAAGUUUGCUUCUGUGUCAAGUAGAAACCUAACAGAAGAGCAACAACAAAGAAUUGAGAGAAAUAAACAACUGGCCUUGGAAAGAAGGCAGGCAAAGCUACUGAGUAAUAGUCAGUCCCUAGGAAAUGAAAUGUUAAUGAAUACACCCAAGGCACAGACAGUUGAAGAGAUUUGUAUUGAUGAAGAUCAAAAUGAGGAGUCAAAUGGAUUAAACAAAGACAUUUUAGUCAGUUCACAUAAUGAUGCUUCUGUAAAUGAAGAGGAGCAAUUAAAAUUAGAGGAAACACAACUGGACCAAUCCUUUUAAAAUGUGCAAAGGUAAUUUUAUGCUUCAUCCAGAAGUGUUAUCAAAGUUAUUAUUGUGUCUUUUGUCUGCUUUGUAAGAAAACCUUUAUGUAGUAAAAAUGUUUGUGGAUUCUUGUUUAAACUCUGAUAUUUAUUUAUAAUUGUCAGUAAUAUUAGUAAAGUCUUUUUAUAUAUAGAUAUGACUUCAUAAAGUGAUUUGUUAAGCAGCUUCUAAUACUAGUGUGCAUUAAAUGCCUUAUUUCCGCUAAAUUGCAUGUUUUAAGAUGUAAAUAUGUAUUUAAAUUUUUUUUGGGGGGGGGCUACUGGGAAUUAAACCUAGGAGUGCUAUACCAUUGAGCCCUUUUUAAGACAGGUCUUGCUAAAUUGCUGAGGUUGUCCUUCAACUUGUGAUCCACCUACCUUUUUCCCGGAUCACUGGGAUUGCAAUUAUGUGUCACCAAGCCUGACUUGAUGUCACUUUUAAAAUUUUGUUUAGAGACAGGAUCUUGCUAAGUUGCUUAGAGCUUCACUAAGCUGCUGAGGCUAGCUUUGAAUUUACAAUCCUCCUGCCUCAGCCUCCCGAGCCGCUAGGAUUACAGGUGUGUGUCACUUUUUUCUUUUGGUACUUGGGGAUUGAACUCAGGGGCACUCGAUCACUGAGACACAUCCCCAGCCCUGCUUUGUAUUUUAUUUAGAGCAUUUUCUGCCACCUUCAGCCCACUAAAUGUCUGUUUUUUUUUUUUAAAUAUUGUGUUUUAGUUGGACACUAUACCUUUAUUUUAUUUUUAUGUGGUGCUGAGCAUCAAACCCAGAGCCCCACAUGUCCUAGGGGAGCACUUUACUGCUAAGCCACAACCCUAGUCCCCUAAUGUCUGUUUUUUAAAAAGAAAUAAAAAUGUCUUUGGAAACUUUGUGUGUUUGAUCACUGUUCUGCAAUUAUAUUUUUAAUAAAAUGUUCACAGUGUU